This is a messenger RNA of Penicillium daleae, 960 nucleotides long. RefSeq lists its product as uncharacterized. Lineage: Eukaryota; Fungi; Ascomycota; Eurotiomycetes; Eurotiales; Aspergillaceae. The transcript has a single exon. Gene Ontology annotation, biological process: amino acid transmembrane transport. The record is from RefSeq and is a predicted model, not a curated record. The coding region runs from base 1 to 960 and encodes 319 amino acids. Gene Ontology annotation, cellular component: vacuolar membrane. Gene Ontology annotation, molecular function: amino acid transmembrane transporter activity.
AUGGGCAACCACGAGCAUAUCAAAGCUGCCGAGGGCGAUAGGCAUUUUCAUCGCCUGGGAUGGAAGCGCCUGACUAUUGUUUUGAUUGUUCAAUCUGUCGCCCUCGGUAGCUUGAGUCUUCCCUCCGCAUUUGCGACGCUAGGAAUGGUUGCGGGAGUUAUUUUGACAGCCGGCUUCGGUAUGAUUGCCCUUUACUCGAGUUAUAUUAUCGGUCUCAUGAAGCUUAAGUAUCCACAUCUUCCUUAUUAUGUUAACUUCGGACAUCUUUUGAUGGGUGGUAUUGGAGACAAGAUUUUUAGUGUGGCUUUCAUGGCUCUAAUGAUCCUGACAGUCGGCUCGCAUUGUUUGACCGGAAAACUUGCUCUCGCUACAAUAACACAGAGCAAUAUAUACGCCAUUCUCUUCAGUGUUGUGUCUGCUGUGAUUCUCUUUGCCUUCGCAGUGCCACCUUCCUUUGCUAAAAUCUCUAUUCUCGGCUACAUCGACUUUGUUUCUAUUAUUGUGGCUAUUGGAAUUAGCAUAAUCGCGACUGGCAUUCAAAACACAGGCCCCGUAUCUUUAGAUUGGUCCUCUUGGGCUAAAGAUGACCUUACACUAAGUGAAGCCUUUAUUACCAUUUCCAACAUUGUUUUUGCAUAUUCCUUCGCCUCCGCUCAGCCUUCGUUUAUGGAUAAGAUACAUACUCCGAAGGAUUUCACAAAAUCGAUUCUUACCUUAGGGGUAACCCAGACCACAAUAUAUACCAUUACUAGUGCUACGAUAUAUGCUUUUAUCGGGCAAGACGUCCAGUCUCCUACACUGUUAUCAGCAGGGCCUCUAUUUGCUAAAAUUGCAUUUAGCGUGGCUCUACCUAUCAUAUUCAUCUCCGAUUCAAUCAAUACAACAGUUGCCUGUCGAUUUAUUCAUGGUAGAAUGUAUCAACAAUCAGUGGUUCGUUACGUUAACACCACCAAGGGUUAG